AUGACUGUGAAGCCUUGUGCAGGCAAUUGUUUGCGUAUGCGUGUACAUGCAUACACAUGCAUACGUAUGCGUUCUGGAAGAAUCAUUGAAUCACAAGAUGUCAAUCAGGAAUUGGACAGCCAGUCUUCAGCAUCUGCUGUGAAUCGAAGAUAUGUUUUGCCAAAUGGAAAAAUCAUGCCAAACACUAUUUUUGUUGGUGGAAUUGAUUUUGAGAUGGGUGAGGAUGAAAUGCGAAACUUCUUUACAAAGUAUGGUGCUGUGAAGCAAGUUAAAAUAAUCAGUGAUGGAGGUGGUGUUUCAAGAGGAUACGGUUUUGUUUCAUUUCACAAUGAUGUGGAUAUACAGAAGAUUAUUUCAGAAUCUCAGAUUAACUUCAAAGGGAAGAAGUUGAAGAUAGGACCGGCAAUCAGGAAGCAACAAGACUCGUAUCCAAUUCAUUUGGUCCAGGCAAGAUCAGCUCCCAUUAUUACGUCACCAACUUCCUGUGUGUGCCAAAACACAGACACCUAUUUCCAUUCUCCUACAUUUCCUGGGUCAGCUCUUCAGUAUGUACAGACUUAUUCAUAUCCCAGUUCUCAGACAGUACCACAAAUUCAAGUGGGUUAUUCACCUCCCAUGUAUAAUUAUCAGGCAGCGACACAGUGGUCACCAAGUGGUCAAUGGAGAUGGAUGAUGCCUCAGCCUGCCACAGGGGGAUAUGCAAACUUUCCCUGUCCUGAAAUGAUUAAUCCAGGAACUGUAUUUGUGCAGAGGGAAUGUGAUGCACAACAAACUUCAACAUCACCAUUAGACACUGUAGAAAAGAAAUAUGUUGAUCGUGGAGUGCAAACGCAGUCAUGGACAUAUUUGCCAAUGAAUAGGCACAGAUCCCAACGUCAAGCAUCAGAUGAUUAUAUAAAGGCAUUCCGCUUCUUACGAGCUCUUGUGUUUGAAGAUCGCAAAGAUCUGGGGCCUUCAGUCUCACAGCGAAAGAUUUUUCAGCCUCCUGGAGGAUACGAGUUUCCUGCUGUGACACUGACCCUCGGUCUUCCCAUCACCAGAGCCCCAAACUCUUGGGCUUUUAAAUUUGAGCUGGACUCUCAGGCCAAACUCUUGGCAUGUUGA
Hypanus sabinus (Atlantic stingray) is the source of this 1104-nucleotide messenger RNA. RefSeq names its product deleted in azoospermia-like (gene dazl). The record is from RefSeq and is a predicted model, not a curated record. The coding region runs from base 1 to 1104 and encodes 367 amino acids. The transcript has 11 exons. Gene Ontology annotation, molecular function: mRNA 3'-UTR binding. Lineage: Eukaryota; Metazoa; Chordata; Chondrichthyes; Myliobatiformes; Dasyatidae.